AUGACAUCUACACAACAACAAGGUAUCUCAUCUGAUCGUAUUUGUGGUCCAGUUGGACUCAAUGUUAAUCAUCUCGAAUGUGCCAUUUGUCAUGAAUUACUUUGGAAACCAGUUGCCUGUCAAUCAUGUGAAACACCUUUCUGUUCAACAUGUAUUCACCAAUGGAUAGUCAAUCAUCCAAAACAGUGUCCGAAUCGAUGCAAAACAUACAUUGAACGGAAAUGUCCUCCACUACUUGCUAAACUACUUUCUGAAUUACAAAUUACUUGUUUCUAUGAAUCUAAUGGUUGCGACCAAGUAUUUAAAAAUCAAUUAUAUUUUUAA
Messenger RNA from Rotaria sp. Silwood1, 324 nucleotides. The record is from the annotation of a GenBank genome assembly. Lineage: Eukaryota; Metazoa; Rotifera; Eurotatoria; Philodinida; Philodinidae.